Podospora pseudocomata is the source of this 1602-nucleotide messenger RNA. RefSeq names its product 39S ribosomal protein L22, mitochondrial (gene mrpl22). The transcript is spliced from 4 exons. The record is from RefSeq and is a predicted model, not a curated record. Bases 330 to 1385 code for a protein of 351 amino acids. Gene Ontology annotation, cellular component: mitochondrial large ribosomal subunit; ribosome. Gene Ontology annotation, biological process: translation. Lineage: Eukaryota; Fungi; Ascomycota; Sordariomycetes; Sordariales; Podosporaceae. Gene Ontology annotation, molecular function: structural constituent of ribosome.
GUCUCCUGUUGAGCGACUAUGCAGCCUGUGGCAGCCCGGCUCACUUGAAGCCUCAAAACCAGACACAACAGCAAUAACAUCACCAUCAAGAAAAGCACCAAUCAAAGCUGGGAUGAGAAGUUGGAGUAAAUAAUUGUGGUUCCUUGCAGAAGACAUGGAAGGAGAAUCGGACCAAAGUUGGGGGAAGUUGUUGACGGUGUGAGCCAAUCAGGACCAGCCCCACCUCCCCCGGAAUUUGCCGACCGAGAUUUUUUGAACCUCCAAUUCAACGUCCCACCUUGCAGUGACGACGACGACGGCCGCCAGUCCAUGCCCACCCCAUCGCCGCCAUGAGCCUCAGCAUGCCAACGCGGCGGCUCGUCCGGGGAGCCACCUCCCCCACGACCACCACCCUCGCCCUCCAACAGCCCUCCCGCUCCCUCUCAACAUCCCCCUCCCGCCCCUGGUUCUGGUCCAAAAAGGAACCCUCCUCCCCCACCAACCUCAAAGACGCCAUCACCACCGGCACCGCCGAAGCCCGCAAGUCCCUCAUCUCCAAACUCCAAUCCCGCUCCGAAGCCCCCGCCAUCUUCGAAGACGAAGUCGCCCCCCAACAGCAAGCCGUCACCGAAAAGGAAGCCGCCGUCCUCUCAGGCGACCAGAAAUCCUCCGCAACCAGCGGGCCCCUCACCGCCAGCCAAAAAGCCGCCCACCCAAAGACCUUCACCCGCCUAGGCGGCUCCCUGGUAAAAGAAGCCCUCGCCCGCAGCGUCGACCCGGACCCGCAAGCCCGCGUUCGCUGGGAACGCAAGAUCGCCAUCCGCCAGGUGAAAAACGGCACCGACGCCUACAGCCUCGAGCCGCGGCUCGCCCGCAUCGCGAGGACGGAGCGCAGCCUCCAUUCCAAGUCCCCCUGGCUGCCCACCUCUGUCAAGAAGCUUGUCCACCUGGCCAGGCAGAUCCAGGGGAAGAACGUGGAGGAUGCGCUGGUGCAGAUGAAGUUUUCCAAGAAGAAGAUGGCUGCCGAGGUGACCACCCAGCUCAAGAUGGCGCGCGAUUUGGCCAUUGCCGAGAGGGGGAUGGGUCUGGGACAGGGACAGGAGGGCAAGAUGGAGAUUCAGAGAAAGGACGGCAAGUGGAUGACGGUGGGGGAUCGGUCAAAGAUGUAUGUUGCCGAGGCGUGGGUCAACAAGGGCCCCGUGAGGGCCAAGAACCCGGAUUAUCGGGCCAGGGGGAGGAUGUUUUUGAAGGAGUCGCCUUCUACCAGUCUCAGUGUCGUUCUCAAGGAACACAAGACGCUCGUGCGGGAGCACCAGGAGAGGGAGCACAGGAGGAAAAAGCAAGGGCCUUGGGUUCACCUGCCUGACAGGCCGAUUACCGCGCAGAGGGCGCAUUACUCUUGGUAAAUACUAAGGAAGGAGAGAGAGAGAGAGAGAGAGAGAGAGAGAUAGCUAUGUAACAUGUACAAUAUGAAACCAAACGUGUAUUUUUUUUUCCAGUCCGUCAAAGCCAAACUUCUCAUGAGAGACCAUCUCUCGGCAUGGGUCAGGCAACUCGGUCAGGUUUAUUUCACUUCAUAAAUCUCUGGUAACUAUGUACAAAGCAGCAAAGGGAAAGAAAAGC